Rhodofomes roseus is the source of this 3234-nucleotide messenger RNA. RefSeq lists its product as uncharacterized. The record is from RefSeq and is a predicted model, not a curated record. The transcript has 11 exons. Bases 1 to 3234 code for a protein of 1077 amino acids. Lineage: Eukaryota; Fungi; Basidiomycota; Agaricomycetes; Polyporales; Fomitopsidaceae.
AUGUGUGUUGGCGAGAACUGCGCUUGCCAGGCCGUUCGCUACGUGAACGCGCAAUUGGGGGCGCUCUACGAGAAUGCCAUCGACUGUCUCAAGAAACACAACCCUUCUCAAAAGCCCCCGGAGCAAUCCAGAUAUUCGCAUGCUCUUGCAGAAUUCACCUAUGCACCACCGAACGCGAGAAGGGAAGUCUUCUUCAAGGCAACCUUUGACAAGCCAAAGCUGGAGUUCAUCUGCAACCAUGAUGCGCUUCUGCAGCUUAUCAUCAAGGACGGGUACUACCGCCUUGACCACUCCGCAGCAUCGGCCAUCAACUAUUCUGACAAGCCUCAAGAGUUGAAGAAUGUCGAAGUUUCGUUUCGUGUACCCUUCAGCACCCGCAGCUUGCCUGUCGACGACGAGGUUUUGAAGCGCAGCCAGAAUCCCCUUCAACUGAUCGUUCUGGAUUUGACGAAAGCUCGCCUCGUUUCCAUGGCUCCAGCAAUGACCACCAGCCAGGAAGCAUUUGCAUACUACCUCAAGGAGUACCUCAACUUCCUCGACCAAGCCGGCAAUCACAUACUCUUCUCCAUUCCUGAUGCCGACGACGCGAGAUAUCGGCUUACGAUCGACUAUUCUAUUUUGGACGGCCCGUUGCUCGAUGUCGACAUGAUCCAUGGCAUCGGGGUAGAGAAGAUCAACGAGUAUCUAUCGUUUGUCUGGCUGAAGGCUGAUAUGCUCGCCCGCGGGGACCGUGACAUCGACGACUGGAAGUCCCUAUGCCUCGCCGAGUAUCGCAGUACCUGGCACUCGCGCCCGGACCUGCAUGAACAUUUCCGCCUCCGACUUGGCGCCCCUCGCGUUAAGCCCAUUUGUUCCAGAGAGGCCAUCAUCUACUUCAGCGUCGAUGAAGUCCUUGUCUCUCAGGACGCGGAUUUUACUCAGAGGCCUCCUCCGCCGAAGUACAGUGGCUGGAAGAUUGCGGUCUUGGUUAACAUUGUCCAUGAAUUCGAUGGUUUCGUCACCCGCUGCGCGUUCGACCCGACGUCCGCUCGCCUUUGCCCCGCUCAUUCCACGUAUGGUGACUUGGACGGCCACGACGAGAGCGUCCAGAUCUGGUGGACUCGCAUCGUCGAGUUCUUUUCCACGGAAUACCUCGGCAUGAUGGGGGCCGUCAACCUCAACGUGAUCUACUUCUCCGACUCGCGUUCUCCCAUUGCUGCACCGGGUUCCAUUCCCAGCUAUGACGACGUCGACGUCGACGUGAUUGACGGGGACAGCAGUCCAGAUCUCCUCGAGUGGGAAAAGACAAUCAGCGACUGUCAUAUCUCCGGCUUCGACCAAGUCGUCACAAUAUCUCAGUCAACUAUCAAUAGGUUGUUCGGGUAUCUCUGGACAGCAGCGCAAAGCCAAACGCACAGAGAUCAUGCUCUCGUGGAAUGGCAAUACGAGGACCUCUUCAGUGCGCAUUUCAGGCCUGCCACCAUGCGUUUCCUCAGCAACGAGCGGGCCAUCAUUUGGUUAUACCUCGAACACGGUGAUUUCGAAGUACUGAGCGACCAGUCUCCCAGAAGCGACUCCAAGUACCACGUCGACGGCUGGCAUCUUGCAUUCGAGGUAGCCUUGAAGAAAGUCCCGCUGCCCGAAGUCGGAGACUCCGAGUUCUGGAUCACAAAAUACAAGGAGACCUCUGUCUACAGAGCGCAUGGAGGCCGCGAAGACCGCGGCCUUGAAUGUAUUGUGCUAGACUUUGCCGAUGCCGAAUUCAUCUAUCAGUUCUCCAAUUUCGCAGGUCUGUUCCAGCAAUCGCGCGACCAGACACACAUGGCCAGUUCUGGGGACCAAGUCCGCACCGUGAUCAAUUACCUCCAACGCCAUUAUCUGCCCUGCCUUGCGCAGUCGGGUCUCAACAUCAUUCAUACCGUUCCGAUCCGGAAGGUCGAGACGAGCCUCAUGUCUGUCGAGUGUUUGACUACCAUGCAUUUCCACGUCUACUCCGCGUCGACGAUUACUCUCGAGAACUGGUCUCACGCAUCUGGCAGCGCGGAGCCGGUCAUAGUCGUCCUCGGGAUGAUCCAAUUCCGUCCACUUCCUGCUCCUUGUCUCCCAUACUCUUCCAGCCUCACCAUCCGUGUCUCCAAGAAGAUCUCGUACGGAACGAUCCGUUUCACUCGGUCGGCCUUUCUGGAUAGAUGUAUCUUGAAUGGGCUCAUCCAAAUCAACUCCCACACAACCCUCAUACCGAUCUUCUCCAGUAUCGUCGGCCCUCGCCUGACAUUGGAACUCAACACCUGGGCCGAGAACAAGUGGAAAGGGACGCAGGAGUGCGAGUGGAAGGAAAGCCUUGAACACGCUGGUCUCAUGAAGUAUAAUUGGGAGCGUCAGGACAAAUGGGAUACCACUCAAAGUGAUGGUCUCAGUUACUCUGCGACUUGUUCGACGUGCAACGUCGUCGAGAUUCCCAUAGCGGCUAGGAAGAGGUCUCUGGACAUCAGGAUCUCGGGCGAGACUCACCUCGGCAUGUCCUUCAACUCCCAGGUCCGAUCUGGAAGCGCGGAGGCCAUAGCCAAGUGGUCUGCUGUGAUCAGCAUCCAGAGCGAGUCUGACGGCCUCGUUGUGAAGGUCAUAGGAGACCUUACCCCUACCAUCGAGGCUCCUGGACCCACUAUUCUCGGUACUCUCCCCGACCUUCGCCAGAAGCUCUACGACCACCUGCCCAAGACGAUCGACCUGUCCCAGGUUCUGGAUGAACUGAAGGCCUUCGAGGGUGCCUGGCACUAUGGCUACCUAGGGCUGCGGCCGUACUGCCUUGCAAACCCUGUUAUCAAUGACAAGGGCGACGCUAUCUUUGAGCUGCGCCCUCAGGGUGAAGGUUCCACCUCUGUCACUCUCUCGAAUGGCGGCAUGAACAGCAUGAACGGUAGCAAGGGGCACACAUUCCGUCCUGGACAACUAUCCUCGCUCUUUUCCCAGAAGUCCCCCAAUACCUUCACGGCAAAUCCGUUCCGAUCGAGCACCCCAAGCACAUCCAUGAUCGACGGGAGAAACAGCCCUCUUCCUAACGGCAGCCAUCGAAAUGAUACCCCGUCGUCCGCGCCAAAUGUGAGUGCGACGAUGGGACAGGCUGUAGAGGGAGAAGCGGGAGAAGCGGCCAACACGAUGGAUGGUAACACUGGGAAUGACGAACCGACUCCGGCUGUCGGCGAAGGUGGAGACAACCAACAAGACGAUGGUACGGGGAAUGGGGCAUCGCAAUAG